UAAGCGACUUCCCUGGCUGUCGGAAGCUGAGCACUGGUCCAGGCUGUUGGGAGCCCCAGCGGCGCGAUGGCGUCCCCGUAUUCAGUCAGAGCCUUCCCAGUCAGCAUCCCUGCGGUGAUCAUGGAGACAGACUGGACAGAGCCCUGGCUCCUAGGGCUGCUCGCCUUCCACCUGCUGUGCCUACUUCUCACGUGCUUCUCAUCACAGAGGUAUAAACUACAGAUCGGGCACUUCCUGUGUCUGGUAGUGUUAGUCUAUUGUGCCGAGUACAUCAACGAAGUGGCUGCAGUGAACUGGAGAUUGUUUGCAAAGUAUCAGUACUUUGACUCCCGGGGAAUGUUCAUUUCUCUUGUGUUCUCAGCGCCGCUGCUCUUCAACGCCAUGGUCAUUGUGAUUAUGUGGGUCCGGAAGACUUUGACUGUGAUGACUGACCUGAAGAACUUACAAGAGAAAAGGAAGGAGAGGAAAAGGAGAAGAAAGGAAGAGUAAUGCCGAGCUUCUGCUGUGCCCCAUGUUUGUCCUCUGACUUGGUGGUUUCCAGCUGGGAGCUGCACAUGGCCCAGAUGUUUUCUGUCAGCUGACUCAUGGUUUGGAAAAAGGUUCUUAUAUCUUAACACAUCACAAAUGGUUCUUAUAGUUUACUCUGUUUGGAGCCCUCCUAAAGCUGUUUGUUAGAACUAACAGUGUGACCCGGAAGCACGGUGAAUGGGGACCCCUCCUUUUCACGGUGGGAGCUUUCUGGUUCAGCCACGCAUCGUACACAGCUUCUCACAAGCUGUGGUAGAUCUCAGUAUGGAACUAGAGUUCACACGGUUUUGAGUGUGGAAACUGGGAAUAAGCAGACCCAUCCUGCUGUGACCACUACCUGCUCCCUCUUCUGUUUCUAGCCUGUAGUGGUGGCUAUCAGCUAAGGGUGGCUUUGUUCCCCAGAAAUUUUGCUGAUGCUUGUCACCGCAGGUGGACAUGACUCUUGUGUCCAUAGGAUAGAGCCUAGGGUGCUGAAAUCCCCCAGGGCACAGGACAGCCCCACCAUGGAGUAUAGCUGUGUAUAUAAUGUCAGCAGUACCCAGGCUAAGGGAGCGGUGGGGCAGGUCUGGAGAAGAAUGCAGUGCCUUUCGGUUCCCAUGAAGCCAGGCCUCUGAAUAACUGAGUUGGGGCUAUGCCACUGGAAAUGUUUUGUUUAAAAAUACUAAGCUAGAAUGAAGGCGGUAAAGUCCAGACUCUGUGGAAAAUGGUAUGUCAAAUGAACCAUUUGGUUUUAUUUUUUCUGGAUAAAGAAUUAUAAAUUCCUGCAUACUCAGUGAAUGGCUUAGCUGUUUCUACCCAGACUAUGACAAGUGCAGACAGUUCUUCCCAUGUGUCACAUCUUGUACAGUUGGGGGCUGGUGAGCACAGCAGGGCGUGUUGUCACCUCUGCUUUGGUUUUGCCAGACACCCUUGGUUUGCUGCUAUGGAAUCCGGAGCGAUGAAUCUGUAGAGAUUACAAGUGACUGAGACCCAGGCUCAGAGACAAUAUUUAUUACCAGAAACACUAUACACUCUUGGCUUUAGUUUAAAGAAAUAUUUGCGAGUUAUUUUCUUUAUUUAAUAGGAUUUUUUUUCCUUUCUAAGUGAAACAUUCUUAAAAGUUCUAAAAUAAAAUAAAAUCUAGUUAAAACUAUUUAAAAGGUUAAAAGUAGAUAGUUUGAUAGACUACGGUUAUGUUCUGAAACCCAGUUAUAUAGUUUUUACUGUUUUUCCAGCUUCAGGCUUAAACAGAAAGCCUAUUGACUGACUUGUGACGAUCUGAUAAUCCGUGGUGUGAGUCUGUGGCUGCUACUGCAGCACUUAACCUGAACUGUCUUCACAGUCUCUUGAUUUGUUCCACUUUACAUUGAACAAAAAAGUGCCAAAGAAAAUAACAUAGUGUAGUAAGUCAAAUUUUGAAUUUAAAAUCACAUUGUUAAGUCAUGAACACUGUAUCUAAGGAUGUACCUAAUUGUAUGUUUCCGAAAUUUUCUGGUUCAGGGUAUUUGAUCAUUUUAUGGUUACAAAGGUGCUUUCUAUAACAUUGGUUAGUUUCAUAGAAAAAUAAGAAUGAAGUAGCCAGUUAGAUAAAUCUGAAAUAAUCGAGUGUCAGAUAGGUCUGGGGCUCAUCAAGCAGAUCUGUUCCCCUAAGGCCUUUGUGUCUGAGGCCAGUGGUGCAGAACGGGUCAGAGAGUGGUUGAGAUGUCUGAGUUCUGGCAUAUGUUGAUAUUAAUACCUCAGACUAUGUAACCAUGACCUUGACUUGGGGGCUUUCAUGACUUGUCUCUGCGUGUAUGGUUGUGGAUGCACAUGUGCUUAGUUUUUGAGAUAAUUAAAUGUUUUGUUUUGUUUUAUGAAAGUUUUGGAUUAAAGAGAUGGCUCAGUUGGUACUUUGCAUUUAAGCAUGAAGACCUGAGUUUGAUCCCCAGACUCACUUGACAUUUGUUCCCAAGCAUUACAAGCCAAGUCCAGUUGCUGGAAAACCAACUUGAUGGAGGGAAGGAGCCAACACUCCAGGUUGUCCUCUAACCAUAUAUACACACAAAAUAAAGUGAUGUAUUAGUCAUUCCUGACGAACAA
Messenger RNA from Grammomys surdaster, 2586 nucleotides. It is a transcript of the gene Tmem18, whose product is annotated as transmembrane protein 18. The coding region runs from base 67 to 489 and encodes 140 amino acids. Gene Ontology annotation, cellular component: nuclear membrane. The record is from RefSeq and is a predicted model, not a curated record. NCBI's taxonomy places the organism in Eukaryota, Metazoa, Chordata, Mammalia, Rodentia, Muridae. The transcript has 5 exons.